This is a messenger RNA of Acanthochromis polyacanthus (spiny chromis), 3417 nucleotides long. RefSeq names its product TNF superfamily member 10 (gene tnfsf10). Gene Ontology annotation, biological process: immune response. Gene Ontology annotation, molecular function: tumor necrosis factor receptor binding. Lineage: Eukaryota; Metazoa; Chordata; Actinopteri; Pomacentridae. Bases 135 to 986 code for a protein of 283 amino acids. The transcript is spliced from 6 exons. The record is from RefSeq and is a predicted model, not a curated record. Gene Ontology annotation, cellular component: membrane.
UCCUCCUCCUCCUCCUGCUUGCAGGAGAUGGGGAGGGUAGAAGUCAAGGAGUCAGCGCUCUGCCAUUGUUCUUCUUCUGGAGGUCCGGGAGCGCAGCGCUGGUCGUGGUACCAGACGGACGGCGGUCUGUCGUUAUGACGGGCUCCGGUCCGAAGCUCGGGGUUCUGCUGCUGGUGGCGGUUCUGCUGCAGACCGUGGUCGUCACCAUCACCGUGCUGCACUUCACCACGGCGCUCAACUCGAUGAAGGAGACGUUCGCCCGGAGCAGCGUUUCUUGUCUGAUCGGCGCCGACCUCCAGAGCAUCACAGCCGUCCGAGGGGAUCCGUGCUGGCAGGUCACCCAGCAGCUUCACCUGCUCAUCGAGAAGUCUUUGUCUCAGAGAUACCAGAGGCAGAUUUCUUCAGCAGUGAGAGAUGAAGUAUCUCGGGUGCUGCCCUCACUUAUGAUGGAGGACAGGACUUCGCCUCGCCCCAAAGUCGCAGCUCAUGUCACUGGCAGCUUCGUGCCCAAACUGGAGCGAGAGGAAGGAGCUCCGGUGUUUGCCGGUCGGAGAGUCCAGGGCCAGAAGAUCUCGUGGUGGGAGGGCCAGAAGGGGUUGGCAUUCCUCCAGGACGUCCAGCUGGUGGACGGGGAGCUGGUGGUGCCUCAGCCCGGCCUCUACUAUGUCUACGCCCAGACCUACUUCAGACACACCCACUCCCUGGAGGAGGACGGCGAGGACGGCGAGGAGGCGGAGGACCGGGGGAAACCUCUGCUGCAGUACGUCUACAAAAAGGUGAGCUCCUACCCGGUUCCCAUCCUGCUGAUGAAGACGAGCCGGACCUCCUGCUGGUCCCGGGGCUCCCAGUUCUCGCUGCACUCCGCCCACCAGGGGGGGCUGUUCCCGCUCAGCACCGGCGAUCGCCUGUUCGUGACAGUGACCAACGCCUCCGCCGUGGACAUGGACGAGAAGAGCAGCUUUUUCGGGGCGUUUCUCAUCAGCUAGAGGCUCAAUGAGGGAGUCGCAAAAGGGAUUCCGCAAAUGGACGUUCAAGUUUUUUUUUUUUUUGUUUUUUUUUUAGAAUCACAAACCAAAAACUCUGACAACACUGGUUUCGUUGGCGGAGAAGAGAUGGACAUGGACUUGGGGCUGUUUGUAUGCGCGAGAACUCAACAGACUCAGCUAUUUUUUGUUUUUUUAAUGUGCGAGUGUGGACUGAACUUGGCAGAGAUCAAACAUUUAUUUAGGGCAGAACUUCUUUCAGCUUUUCUGGUCGUCGAUUAAACCACGAAAAAGGUGACAGAUUUAGAUAAAAAAAGGCUGUUAAGUCAUUAUAUACAUGCUAAUUUAUGCCACCUACAGGAAGUAAAAGCAGCUGCGUUUACAAAAAUCCGAUGCAGCACGAGUUGUGAUUGCGCAACAUAAUUUUGAAUGCAUUUUGUGAAGCAUUGCAUCAGAAAAUGUUACACAAUUUUCCCCAAAAAAGUUUUCACACUCAAGGUGAUUUUUGACAUUUUCGUAGAGUUAAUGCACUUCAUGGGAGAUGGGUACACCUGUAUUCUUUUGAAUAAAAUCUGCACAUUGUAGAUCCGUUCCUACGGCCCGACGUAUGUCAAUUUUCACCGGAAGUUGGAGCUCAAUCAGAAGAGUCUGACUUCAGCUUGGGAGCCAUAAUGAAGGGAAAAAAGUUAGUGAAUGUAGUGAAUGCACAAUCCAAGAUGGCGUACAACCGGCGAAUGUAAACAAAGCCGUCUUACAGUGCCGCUGGACGAUGUAUUCAUCCACUUCGCUCACCAACUAGUUCCACGUAACCAGUGCCGAUGCGACAACAAAACGCCGUACUUCGUAAACCAAAGCAGUUCUAACGCAACGACGUAAACCGAGGACCCCCCUCUACAGUUAAGAUAUCUCUCACAUGGCUGAUGAAAGAAAAAAAAAACCUACAGAAGCUUUACAGUAAAAGAGGAAACCAACGGAGGCUGAAAUCAGAACACGCAAGAACAAAAAAGGGAAAUUAAUCUACAAUUGUGGCAUCAUUUCAUGACUGAAGACAGUUUCUGAAGACUUCUUUCAGUUCUUCUACUUCCAUUUCAUCCAUUUUUUUUAGUAACUGGUCUUUUUUUUUUUUAAGCCUUACUGUGGUUUGUUAACGUGUCUAUUUUGACCUCUUUACAAAACAGCCGAGUUCUGCCACUAAGAAAUGUUUGUAUGAAACCCUUUUACCAGUUCAUUCUACUUGCAUAAAUUCGAGGUGAAUCUCUGGAUGUGUUUUUUAAAAAGAUGUACAUAUUGUGCUAUAUUUUGUGUUUUUUAGAACUUUUGUAAUAAGCCUUCAAAUUGUGAAUUGAGAAUUAGUUCGAAAAUGUGGAAAAAUGAAUUUUUCACAGUGAAGCUUCUGAUGUCCACAUUUUCAGCAUUUUUGGGAAAUCUUUGAAAAUUUUUGGUGGAAAAAACGAAAUGUUAAAAUAUUUCUGAAGAAUAUUCACAAAAAAAAAAAAUCAACCAGAAUCCAGCAAAAUUCGUUGGAUUUUGGUUGAUUUUUUUUCUGAACGUUCGUAAAGAAAAUAGAAGUUUAACUGAUAUAUACGUAAUCACUUUAGAUAUUUUUUUAAGCAUUUUUAUAGAAGAUUUUUACUCAUUUUUUGAAAAUAUUUACAAGAAUCUUCUUGCCAAAUUUGUAUUUUUUUUAAAUUAAACUUUCAAGGAAUUAUUGGAAUUUUCUUCCUGAAGGUUUUGCAAGUUUUUGUGGAUUGAAGAAAUUUGUGGAAUUUUUUGGCAGAAUUUUUUAUUUUUUUUUCAGACAUGGAAACAAUACUUUUUGGUGCCCAUAAAGGAGGACAACAGGAGGGUUAAGUAAACUUUACUUAUUUUUAUUAAGAAAAAUUUAAUUCACUGAUGCCUCUAACAAAUUAAUGGUUCCUGUUAAAGAUUCCGACACAGAUUGUUUUUUUCCAACAUGACAUGAAUGCACCAACCACUGUAGCAGUUAUGUAAAUAUAAAAAAAUGUCACGUUUUCUCUGUAAUUUGCUGUUUUCGUAUGAUUUUUUUUUUUUUUUUUUAAUAAAGUGGCUUUUUGGGUUUAGUUCUCUGGGACGAAACAUGAUGUUAAACAGACAGCAGUGAUUUUGGGUUUAAUUUAACAGCCUGCAGUAUUGAGCUCAGUAAAUUCCACAGCUGCAAACUUUCUGUUGUGAAUUAAGACAAAACUUACGUUCGGCCUCCGCGUAGGAAACAACCAGGAAUCUUCCACCUGCAGCCGUUUUUCUUUUCCUGCUGGAGCUCAAACACCUGCAAGGCAUCAGAAAGACAGAACUGCACGCUCAAACAGGCCGUUAGAGGUUGUUUUUCUUUCCAGAUAGAUAAAAAUUAAUGUGAAUGUAAAUAAACAAGUGUUUGUGUGUAAAUAUGUGAAAUAAAACUGAUGUUUUAAAAAAA